Molecule: messenger RNA, 1327 nt
Organism: Mycotypha africana
Lineage: Eukaryota; Fungi; Mucoromycota; Mucoromycetes; Mucorales; Mycotyphaceae
Product: cyclin-domain-containing protein
Exons: 1
Coding region: 67-1095 (342 amino acids)
Biological process (GO): regulation of cyclin-dependent protein serine/threonine kinase activity
Cellular component (GO): cyclin-dependent protein kinase holoenzyme complex; nucleus
Molecular function (GO): protein kinase binding; cyclin-dependent protein serine/threonine kinase regulator activity
Source: RefSeq, a predicted model, not a curated record
UUUUUUUUUCUUUUUCCUUGUUUUUUGCCUUUUUUCUUUUGAAGGUUAACAAUCCAAAAAAAAAAAAUGACAGUAUCUACUACUUAUGCCUUCUCCUCUUCUUUACCGAAAACACCCAUAUCAACUACUAUGACAACACCAGCGUGUUUUAGCUCGAUCUUGUCCGUCACCAGCACCUCACAAUUGGCAGAAUUUUGUGCAAUGAUCGUACCGUGUAUUUGGGCAAGAUCGUUCAAGCAAAAGUCAUUGUUAAGUCCUAAACGCCAUGCAGCCUUCAAACUCUACGUGCAAAAAGUCUUGAAAGCAACGCAAAUAUCCUGUACCUGUUUAUUACUCGCCCUUUAUUAUGUUCAAAAAUUAAGAGCAGCGUAUCCUUCUAUACACGCCUCGAUUGGAUCAGAAGUGCGGCUCUUCACCACCGCGUUAGUGUUGGCCAAUAAAUUUCUCGAUGACAAUACAUUUACCAAUAAAACUUGGUCAGAAGUGUCUAGCAUUCCCAUCAACGAAUUAAACAUUAUGGAAAUGGAAUUCUUGUCUGCAUUACAGUAUAACAUUCAUGUCUCUUCCUCUACUUAUUUUGCUUGGACUUCUCAAUGUCAAUUAUGGUGGACGAGUCACUUAAUGCAACCCACAAUGCAGACGGGUUCUGUGCCACCACAAGUACUUGUAUUACCUCCUCAUCAUCAUUACCCUCCUUACCCAUCGCAACAACAACAACAACAACAACAACAACAACCAGCCACAUCAUUGAAACGUUCUUUUGAAGCAUCUUUCUCGUCUGAUACUAUAGACAAAAGUGAUGCAAAGAAACGUCAUGUCGAUACAAGCUAUUAUCCUUAUCCCACACCACCUUUACCACCUCUUUGCAAACCGAUUCUGAGCUGGUCCUCAACCACACUCUUAACGGGCAAUAUCACUCCUACCACUACUACCACAAUGAAUACUUACCACCAACAAACGAUUCCCGCUACUAUCACCGAUCAUCAGGUGUUCAUGCCAACGCCUCAAUCUUACAAUACGAUUCAUCCCGAUAUAUUCUAUAAUUCAUUAUCUUCAGCCAUCAUCACGCCUUCUACCAUUUAUACAACACAGUAAAUAGUUUUUUUCUCUUUCUUUAGAUUUUUUUUUAUUUUUAAUUCUCCGGCCUAUACUCAGUACAUGACAUGAAGCAUGUUACAGUACAUGUACAUAUAUACUACAUAUCAACCACUUAUUUAUUUUUAUUCAUAGUACAUAGUUUUCAUGAAAAAAAAAGAAAAAAGAAAAAGAAACCACAUUCUCCCUUCAUUUUUUUUUAAUUUUUUUCUGUAAAUAAAAUCGAUCUUCU